Molecule: messenger RNA, 1167 nt
Organism: Mustela lutreola (European mink)
Lineage: Eukaryota; Metazoa; Chordata; Mammalia; Carnivora; Mustelidae
Gene: UBXN1
Product: UBX domain protein 1
Exons: 10
Coding region: 186-1076 (296 amino acids)
Molecular function (GO): protein binding
Source: RefSeq, a predicted model, not a curated record
CGCCGGCGCCGGGUCCAGGCGGCUGGGCCCGGGCGGUGCUUUCUGGCUCUCGGCGGCACCCGUCCCCGCCCGCCUCCACGUGACCCAAACAGAUCCGGGCACUUCCGUUUCCCUCGGCUUUCUUCUCGGCGGUGUCCGCUGAGGGUCCAGAGCCGGAUCCCCGCGGAAGCGGCGGCGGCGGCGCCAUGGCGGAGCUGACGGCUCUGGAGAGUCUCAUCGAGAUGGGCUUCCCCAGGGGACGCGCGGAGAAGGCUCUGGCCCUCACAGGGAACCAGGGCAUCGAGGCUGCAAUGGACUGGUUGAUGGAGCACGAAGACGACCCCGAUGUAGACGAGCCGCUAGCGACCCCCCUUGGACAUGUCCUGGGAAGGGAACCCACCUCCCCGGAGCAAGGUGGCCCUGAAGGAACCGGCUCUGCUGCUGGAGAAGGCAAACCCAUUUUGAGUGAAGAAGAGAGACAGGAACAGACUAAGAGGAUGUUGGAGCUGGUGGCCCAGAAGCAGCGGGAGAGGGAAGAAAGAGAGGAGCGAGAGGCUUUGGAGCGGGAACGGCAGCGCCGGAAACAAGGGCAGGAGUUGUCAGCUGCUCGACAGCGGCUUCAGGAAGAUGAGAUGCGCCGGGCUGCUGAGGAGCGGAGGAGGGAAAAGGCUGAAGAGUUAGCAGCCAGACAGAGAGUCCGGGAAAAGAUUGAGAGAGACAAAGCAGAGAGAGCCAAGAAGUAUGGUGGGAGUGUGGGUUCUCGGCCUUCUCCACCAACAGAGCCAGGUCCUGUUCCCUCCUCUCCCAGCCAGGAGCCUCCCACCAAGCGGGAAUAUGACCAGUGUCGCAUACAGGUCAGGCUGCCAGAUGGGACCUCACUGACCCAGACGUUCCGGGCACGGGAACAGCUCGCAGCUGUGAGGCUCUACGUGGAGCUCCACCGCGGGGAAGAACCUGGGGGAGGCCAGGACCCUGUGCAGUUGCUCAGUGGCUUCCCCCGGCGGGCCUUCUCCGAGGCGGACAUGGAACGGCCUCUGCAGGAGCUGGGACUUGUGCCUUCUGCUGUCCUCAUUGUGGCCAAGAAAUGUCCCAGCUGAGAGGCCUUUAUCCCACCAUCCCUCUCUGACCUCUUCGUCUUUGAUAAAGCACUGACAUCUCCUUCCUAAUAAAUAGACCCUGAGUUCUGUA